Molecule: messenger RNA, 3201 nt
Organism: Hyla sarda
Lineage: Eukaryota; Metazoa; Chordata; Amphibia; Anura; Hylidae
Exons: 18
Coding region: 15-2600 (861 amino acids)
Source: RefSeq, a predicted model, not a curated record
CUGCAGAAUCUGCAAUGUCUCAUCUUACUGAGCUUCACAAAGUGGUUAUGAGCCAUCUGAGUCAAGCGGUAUCUGCAACAAUACAGGCUAAACGGAAACCUUCAGAUGACAGGGGCAGGAAAAAGAUGGAGAAAUUGCUAAAUCAAGCAAGACAAGAUAUUGCACAGCUGACGGACCAGUUGCUACAUACACAAGAAGAUCUAACAUUAAAAGACCGCCAAAUGAAGGACCUUCAGAAGCUGAAUGAAAUGAGACUUAUGGAGAUUCAUCAUGUUAAAAGUCAAAUGGAAGUCACAAAAAAAAGUCUCCAGAUUCUACAGGAGGAAACCACAAUUCAAUGCUCACUUCUGGAGUCUGAAAUUAGAAGAAAGACUGAACAAUUGGAGAUGCUUGAAAAUGACAAGGCUCUUAAAAAAGAACAGCUGGUUAACUCUACUUCUCAGUGGGAAAUAACAGAUUGUAUGUUAAGCAAUAGUAAUGAUGACAUUACAGCCAUUAGUAAAGAGCAGAACCUCUUAGAAGAUUAUAUGGAAGCAGCUAAAGAAACCCCACCUAAAAAUAUUUCAGCUCCAUCACAGACCCCUGUGGCAGACAAAGACAAUCUUGUGCAUACAUUAUCUAAUGUGGAAGAGCUCAACUCAGCAUCCCAUCAGCUUUCUGCCAGCAAUGUUUGCUUGACACCUCCACCUGACUUACCAAUACUACAAACUGAUGCUGCUCAUCAGAGAGUCAAUGAGGGUUCACUGUCAAACUUUGCUUCAUCCUCUGUUGUUCCACAUGAACACGAAAGUCUACUUUCUAUGACAAAUAAGAAUGAUGAGUCUGCAAUAUCCCAGCCAAACUCAGAAGAAAUAACAAAUAGUGAUGAUGUGUCAUUUCCUUUGCCUAGUAAUGGAUCUGAUACUACAGCUUUGGACAGUGAGAUUGAUCAUGAAAUCUAUGCUAUAUCUUCAAGUGAAAGGUACAAUAGUCCGAUUUCUAAUAAAACAGAACGGUUUACUCAGGCCAAUAAUGGGGGAAUUAUUCAUCUGAAUGCUAACAAGAUGCCCAGACCCACCAUUCCACUUAAGCCUGAUGAAGACUUAAAUACUAUGGCAUCAACUCAUAUACACAACACAAAUACUGAUGUGAAUGAGCUGAAUAACAUUACAUACAGAUCUCAGCCAGCUGCUACUAUUACAGAAGCACCAUUAACUGCGUUUGACAAUACAUUCACCACUUCAGUCUCUGAGCCUAAACAAGAUGCCAGUGGAAGCAUAUCAGUUUCUCUUCCUGCCAAGAAAACUGACAAUUUAGCAUCAGAAACUAAAACCCCAUUUACUGAAGCACCCAAAACAAGAUCCAUCCCCUGCAUGAGCUCUGGUUAUGGGCACCAGUCAUCUGAACCGCAUACGCUUAGAGAUACCCUUCUUGAAACAGAACAUCAGACAAGACAAGAGGAAGAAACAACAGUGGAAGCUUCUGACAGUGGCGAUGGUCAUACAGAGUUAUGGUGGCUUUCAGAACGAUUACAUAAAUGUGUAAGGGAGAUAAGAAACCUGCUUAUCACUGAAGGUUUCCACUCCUUGGCUGAUGUUUUUGCAGAAGAAGUACAAGACAAAAGUGAAGCUUUAUCCACAAAUCUUACUCAAGUUGAAAACUUCCCAACAGUAUUACAGAGAUUACUCCAUAACAUCACAAUGAGGAACGCUGAAGAUCAAGAGUUAACAAAUGACCAUUCACCAGAUUCUGUCAUAAGGAAAGAAGAAGAUAGGAAUAAAAUAGACAGUUUUCUGCCUCAACAUAAUGAAGAAGAAAGCCAAAAGUGCAAUGGGGUUCCUAUGAAGACUCACCUUAGCAAUGAUUUUGGGCAUACUUCCUCAUUCCUAUUUGCCCAUACUGAUGAAGAACAUAUUAGGCAAGAAAUGCAAAAGGCAUGCUUACAGGGCAGGAUUCCAGUCCACAUAUGUCAGGAUAUCAGUAAAUUGAUGGCAAAGUAUCGUAUUCUGUGUCAAGAGAAACUACAGAGCCUAGUUUGGGGUUAUGUGCAAUAUAUAUCCUGGAACAGGGCUGAAAAUCUCCUAAGAAGGCAGUGCCUCAAUAGACCACAAAUAACUCCUAUCUUAUAUAAACUGCAGAAGCAAAAAGAUCAGGCUUACCUACAAUGGAGGGACAAAAUACUGCAAAGCCAAGAGCAGCGGCUGCGUCUCUCAGCGGUUCUUAACCAGACUUUACAAAGAGUACAUGAGGACACUGGAAUACUUUUGAUCAAGCCUCUUAUAUCUUGGGCAGGCAGUUCAGAACUGGAAACUCGCAAGCAAGUCAACUGUAGUAAAAAAACUUUUCGUCACGCUUGUUUCCCCCCAGUGUGCCAGCAUGGCCUAUCAUGUCAUGGGAUAUCUCCUAAUCAUGUAACCAAGACAUGGAAGAAUAUGCACAUCCACACAGAGCUGAGGCCACUAGUGGUUACCCCUAAAUUGUUGGAGAUGGAUAUACAUAGAUACUUGUGUAGGGAAUGUUGUGUGAUGUCACAGCUACGCCGUUCAUUACAUCAAUUCUCUUUAAAUCAACCUUCAAACCUUGUUAAUAUCAAGCGGACUGCUACUUUCCCUGCACUGUGAAAAAAUAGAAAGAUGGGAAGACUGAUUUACUCUGCUCUAUCAAACAUUUUAAUGCACCAGUGUGGAGUGCCAAAUAUAUCUAAACAAAAGUGUUGUGUUGUGGGUUUUUGUCCCUAGUGAGAAGUCGGGGUGUGAUAUGAUUGGCCAGCUGACUUAGGGUACGUUCAUAUUUUUGCUGCAUCUCUGCUGCAGAUUUUUCUGCCAAUUGACUUCAAUCGGUAGCAAAAUCUGAUACAGAAAAUCUGCACGUGAGUAUGAACAUACCCUUAGGGUAGGGUCACACGGACAGAUCAGCCGACAAUGGACCCUACUGUGUGCCCCCAGCUGUGCCAGCUUGUAGCAGCAAAUUGUGUGAGUCGUUGUGCACAUGCGAGGUGUACUUGCACACAUCUUGGCCGCUUCCCCUGCUCCCUGAGCUAGGCUGAGAGCAGCCGCGAUGUGUGCGAGUAUACUGCGCAUGUGUGUGACACAAUCAUAUUGAACAUCUUGACCCUAAAAUGAAAGUAGUGAUGUCCUUAGUGUGACCAUUUCUGGUUAUUUCAGUAAAUUGUAUCUUGCAAUAUUGUACUGUUCUCCAUGUCAGCUGUUCUUUCCAAUAAAG